UUCUACUCCCCUGUUCAUUUCUCCAUUAAUAUUCAUGGAGACAAAUCCGCCAACCUCGGAAUUAAUGUCGCCGGUCCAUAGUUUCCCCAACCGGUUCUUUUGCAGCGACUUCCAAAAUGAUGAGGAAUUUAAUGCUCCAGCUUCUGUAUACACUUAUAUGCAUGUUGAUUGUUCUCGGUCAUCUGAAGCCCCUGUUAGAUCCCCGGAUGUUGUGAUAUCCAACAAUUUCAUGAACAGCGCGUUUACUGAUGACCAGGUUAUGGAUAAUGAAGAAGCAUCCCAAGAUUCCCAUAUGCAGGACAUGACUGUUGCUGUUUCUGGAUCAUCUCAUGGUCCUUCUAUGUUUGCUGAAUCAUCACGCGGCCAGUUAGACGGGCCAUCGAAUCCAUACUUUGUUUUUGAUACCCCUCAGGGAACCCGUUAUUGGAUUCCUAACGUCGCUGAUAAGUUCAUACCAGUGUGUGGGAAAUAUUAUCCAACUUUUGCGGAUGUUCUUUCCAUGUAUGAACUUUAUGCGUUUGAAGCAGGUUUUUCUGUAAAAGAAGGGCAAACUAAAGUCUGGAAUGGAAUUCCCACACACAAGUAUCUUCGAUGCUCAAAAUAUGGAAAACCACAACCCAAGAGGACUUUUGACACCCUAGAUGAAUCUUCUGUUAAGCUCCGGAGGACCAACUUCACAUGGUGUGACUGUAAGGCAAGCAUACUAGUCUCGAUCUCGAAUGAUUCAUACACAGUUCUGAGUUUCAAUGAUAUUCAUAAUCAUGAACUUGUUGAGAGUUACAACCGUGAUCUUAGCAAGAUAUCACGGAAGCUGUCAUUCUCCACGAAACAAUUCAUUCACAAUAUGAGUCUAAACCGUAUCGGACCAAUGAGAGCUUAUAGAUGUCUUGUAGCUUUAAAAGGAGGGCAUCACAAUGUCAAUGGGACUCCGGUGGAUUUGAAAAACUUUAGCCACCAGUUGCGAAUUUUUAUUGGUGAACGCGACGCACAAGUUUUCCUUGAACGCCUGCGUGAGCGUUUUGACAACCUACCCAACUUCUAUUUUGAUUACACUGUAUCAAAUGGAAAGUUGUCUUUUGUAUUCUGGGCUGAUGAGAUUUCAAAGCUAAACUACAAAGCUUUUGGCGAUGUCCUCGCGUUUGACGCAACUUACAGCACUAACAGGUACAAGAUGGUUUUUGUGCCAUUCACGGGUGUGGAUCAUCAUUUCCAAUGUGUUACAUUUGGAGCGGGUUUGAUAUCAACCGAGUCCAUUGAAUCUUAUGUGUGGUUGCUUAAGGCUUUCUUGAAGGCACACGGUACUCAACCAACUCUCGUGCUGAGUGAUCAAGACCCAUCCAUGCUACAAGCUGUUCCUAUGGUCUUUACCGAAUCACGACACCGUCUAUGCAUGUGGCAUAUAAUGAAAAAACUACCCUCCAAGAUCUCUGCUGACGUUCUCGAUAACACUGAUCUUCGGUCCUGCAUUCACCGGUUGGUUUGGAACGUUUAUAUCAAACCUGAAACGUUUGAGUCCCGCUGGAAUGACCUCCUACAAACAUUUGGGCUUCAAGACCACAGCUGGUUGAACGACAUGUACAACAUCAAACAUCUCUGGGUACCAACCUACUUCAGGGAACUGCUCAUGUGUUGCUUAAUGAAGACCAUUUCCCGCUGCGAAAGCUCUAACGCUGCCUUCAAGGUCAACUCAACAAGCGCAAACACCCUUGUACAAUUUAUGAUGUGCUUUGAAAAUAGGGUAGACAACCAACGAUAUCGUCAACAUGUAUCGGAGUACAAAACCUCAUCCACGAUGUUCACUGGCAAUACUGAUUUAGCGAUAGAACAGCACGCGUUCGCCAUUUACACAAACGUUGUUUUCGCGCAAGUUCAAAAAGAGAUAAUUAAAGGGAAGUUUUUAUGCUACAUCACAAACCAAACCGAGUCCAGCAAUUCCAGUCUUCUGAUAGACGUCACUCAUUUGGAUAAAAGGAACAACAUCACAAACGUCUAUCAGACCAAUCCGCCAGUUGCUCAUGCAGGAAUUUCACACGUAUCGGUUAUCUGUGUCGCCAUGUCUUUUGCGUCUAUCGAUUGA
Messenger RNA from Helianthus annuus (common sunflower), 2077 nucleotides. RefSeq names its product protein FAR1-RELATED SEQUENCE 5-like. Gene Ontology annotation, biological process: regulation of DNA-templated transcription. The record is from RefSeq and is a predicted model, not a curated record. NCBI's taxonomy places the organism in Eukaryota, Viridiplantae, Streptophyta, Magnoliopsida, Asterales, Asteraceae. The transcript has 7 exons. Bases 35 to 2077 code for a protein of 680 amino acids.